Ornithodoros turicata is the source of this 471-nucleotide messenger RNA. RefSeq lists its product as uncharacterized. NCBI's taxonomy places the organism in Eukaryota, Metazoa, Arthropoda, Arachnida, Ixodida, Argasidae. The record is from RefSeq and is a predicted model, not a curated record. The transcript has 5 exons. The coding region runs from base 1 to 453 and encodes 150 amino acids.
AUGAUUCUGCGUGGGCACAGGUACUACCCCUACCAUGUUAGUCUGCACCAACAUUUUGAGCUGGGAGGCUACAUCAAGCCGAUAGAGUUCUGCAACUGGAUUUUGAAUACAACUGAGGAAACUCCCAAUUUCGUAGACAACGUGAUUUUGACAGGCGAGGCGCAUUUUUCAAGGACCUCUGUGGUUAAUCUCCACAACGCGCACUAUUGGAUGCAACUUGGAUUGACACAAAAAAGGAACGAAUUGAAACUUGACGCCGUUCCGACAGUGUUCCACGAACAAAGCGAGCCAGCAACUUCGACACUGCAGGCAGUUCGACAGGGUCAAGCGCAAGUGAAGGACCAGGUGCUGCUGAUCAAGUCCCAUCCAUCCAUGAAACAGCAUCAAACAAUGAUCUUCCAGAACAGUGCUUUCUUCAUCCAAGUUCAAGAAGUAAAGAGAAUGACUUCAUGACUUCUACUGACAUCUCAC